UUGUAAAAAUGCUAAUGAUGGGAAUUGAAGGAAAAAAUAUUUCAGUUUUUAUAGCAUCUGAUACGAAUGAAGGUCGUGAUGAGUUAGAAAGAUUACUUAAUUCUGGUCAAUAUAUUAACAACAAUACAAUUAAUGUCGUUUAUGUAAAAAAUGAUAUGAGAAUUCAUAAUCCCAUGACUUUUAACCCUGGUACUGAAGCAAAUGCUCUUAUCGAUAUGAAGAUUCUUAGCUUUUGUGAUGAUCUGGCGAUUACCUAUGGUUCUUCAUUUGGAUUUAUUGCUGCUGGUUGGUCUUAUACUGCUGUUACACGUCAAAGAGGUCCAUUUGUUCUAAUGCCUGUAGAAAAAUCUCCUACUAGAUAUUUUACAGCUGAAGAUAAAGUUUUGGUAUGGGGUGCUGGUUCAAGUGAACCAUGUAUGUACUUGAGUAAAUUGUUGAUUAGACAAGAGGAUAAAGAAAUUGUCGAUAUUUUUAAAACAAAUCCAUUAUGGUUACAUUACAGUCAAUGUCAUUGGCCUGUAUAG
Racocetra persica is the source of this 524-nucleotide messenger RNA. The record is from the annotation of a GenBank genome assembly. NCBI's taxonomy places the organism in Eukaryota, Fungi, Glomeromycota, Glomeromycetes, Diversisporales, Gigasporaceae.